This is a messenger RNA of Helianthus annuus (common sunflower), 673 nucleotides long. RefSeq names its product small nuclear ribonucleoprotein SmD1a. The record is from RefSeq and is a predicted model, not a curated record. NCBI's taxonomy places the organism in Eukaryota, Viridiplantae, Streptophyta, Magnoliopsida, Asterales, Asteraceae. Gene Ontology annotation, molecular function: RNA binding. The coding region runs from base 110 to 454 and encodes 114 amino acids. Gene Ontology annotation, cellular component: commitment complex; U5 snRNP; pICln-Sm protein complex. Gene Ontology annotation, biological process: RNA processing; spliceosomal snRNP assembly. The transcript has 4 exons.
CAUCAUCAAACCCAUAGAAGAAGUAUGACAGACGUUUUAGAUCUCCCGCUUUCUCUCAAAACUGGACAAUUUUUUGGAACCCUAGUUUCUCCUUCUGCCAUUAGCGACAAUGAAGCUCGUCAGGUUUUUGAUGAAGUUGAACAACGAAACAGUCUCGAUUGAGCUCAAAAAUGGCACUGUUGUACAUGGAACCAUCACAGGUGUUGAUAUCAGCAUGAACACACACUUGAAGACGGUGAAGUUGACACUGAAAGGGAAAAAUCCUGUAACCCUUGACCAUUUGAGCGUGAGAGGCAAUAAUAUUCGUUACUAUAUACUUCCCGACAGCUUAAAUUUGGAGACACUGCUAGUCGAAGAGACCCCCAGAGUCAAGCCCAAGAAGCCAACUGCAGGGAAGCCUGUGGGCCGUGGUCGGGGCAGAGGACGAGGCCGUGGACGUGGUCGUGGGCGUUAGUCAUGUUGGUGUCUUUUGUUAUAUGUUAUUAUUGUUGGGAUAUUUGGAAGGUGCGCCUGUGGUUUGUGUAUGGACCCUUAAGUAUAGGACGGUUUUGAAUAUCUUUUCUAGACAUGAUUGGCACCAACCGCUUAGUCGUGCAUUUUAAUUCAUGUCGUAUAAAUAUUUAGUUUUUUGCUGUUUUGUUUUUCUUGAAAUCGAGUUGUUUAGCAUUUUAUA